UUCUUUUCAAAUCGGAAAACGAAACCCUAAACGGGAAGUCGGAUACAGAGCCAAGGGAGAAAAACAAAAGCGAACAACUCAAAAGCUGUGGAAUACUUGUGGAUUCAGUUUUUGGCUAUAACAUGGACUCAAACGGACAAACAUCCUCCGGUGAUCAAUUUGAUGCUAAAGGUGCAUUUCGUAGGCUGUCGACUGACACAACUAAUCGAAAAUAUCGGCGCCGGUCUCCAGUUGGUGGCUCAGCAUCCGCCGACGGUAGUCCUGUCCGUAGUAGGAGUUCCAGUCCAAUUCAAAGAAGGAAGAAUCCUGAAAAAACUGUUGAUGAUCACAGAAAGCCAGAUGAUGAAAGGGAUUCAGGUAGAGACUGGAGACAACAGGCCAGGAGCGGUGAGUCACGUAAACAUUCUGAUAAGCAAUCUUCUAGAAGUUCUCAUCGGCACCUUGAGCAUGAUGACUAUUCAAGACCUGACAAGAAUGAAGAUAAUGAUGAUAGAUAUUAUUCAAAAUCAUCUUCUCAUUCUCUCCGGGACUCUAGAGAUAAACAUUAUUCAGAUCAUUCAAGGAGAGAUAAUGAUCAUCGUUCCAGAGACUAUGCACGCCAUGUUGACAGACACUACCGAGACAAGUAUGAUAAUUUAGCAUAUAGAAGCAGGGACAAGGAAAGAGAAGCUUCAUAUCCUGAGAGUCGAAAGCACAAAAAUAGAGAUACUUUAUCUGAUAGAAUUGGGUCUGGAAGGAUGCAUACUGCCCAGGAAAGGGGUAGGUAUAAGGAGUACAGAGAAAAUCAAGAUGAGAAGACAGACCAUAGGAUGGAUUUCGGAGACCAUAAAAGAUAUGCUUAUGAAGAGUCUAGGGGAUGCCAUGAUGAGUCAAUUUCAACUGAUACUAGGGAAUUGGGUGUUGAGAAGUAUAUCAAAGAGGACAAGAAGGGAUUUGAUGCUAGAAACAAUUUGAAGGAACAGUACGCUAAGAGGUCCAAGUUUGAUACUAUUGAUGGGGAGACAAACCUUGGAAAAGAUGUUUUGAAGGCAACAACCUUCGCUGAUGAAAAGCAGUCUUCAACUUCCAAGCAUGAUGAAGUCACUUUGGAGCAGGGAGUGAAAGACUCUGAUAUAGAUGCUGCAAAAGUUGCUGCUAUGAAGGCUGCUGAAUUAGUUAAUAGGAACCUUAUUGGAACUGGUUACAUGACUGCCGAUCAGAAGAAGAAGCUGUUGUGGGGAAGUAAAAAGAACACUACCAAUUCUGAAGAGUCUGCACACUGCUGGGAUACUUCAACUUUUGGUGAUUGUGAAAGACAAGAAAAGUUCAACAAACUCAUGAGUCUGAGGUUGCAUUGGUACCUAUGGCAAAUUGUAGGGUGUGAAGGGCAAUAUGAAGAUGGAGAACAAACCUGGAACCCAAGAUGCAGAGAAGCAGAAGGAGCUGCAGAUGGACUUGGAGAAGCAGUACACUGCUGGACUUCGUCGAAGAGAUGGUCGUACUGUUGGAUUAGGCCUCUAAGAAUUUGUUUUGACCAUCUUAGUAUUCAUAUUACUGUAAUGAACACAUUGUGUACUAUUUUGACAAGUAUGAUGUUUCAUGCAGUGCUGGAUAGAGGGAUGUCUGAUAUAUUAAGAUUUCAGUGUCAAAUUGAUGGCACGACGGUAGGCUAUGUUUCUUUCCCAUUUGUUAUUUGUGGGCUCAUUUCAUCUACCGCUAUGGGCUCGGUUUGCAUGGUUUUGUGCAGACAUGAAUCGAGUACACACUAUUCGCAGUUGCCAUCUUCCUUCUAAUGCUCCCAAGAGAAUGGGGAAUAUUGGUAAAAAUAAAGGGUAAUUUCAACCAA
This is a messenger RNA of Ipomoea triloba (trilobed morning glory), 1825 nucleotides long. Its product is annotated as arginine/serine-rich coiled-coil protein 2-like. The record is from RefSeq and is a predicted model, not a curated record. Lineage: Eukaryota; Viridiplantae; Streptophyta; Magnoliopsida; Solanales; Convolvulaceae. The transcript has 7 exons. Bases 123 to 1772 code for a protein of 549 amino acids.